AUGACCUGUAACAGAGGAUCAAGCCAUAGAGAACAUCAGAGAAACGAGAUUCCAGAAAACCAUUCCCCAUGUGACAAAUGGGGACAAGCCUUCAAGGACUGUGUCCAAACUUGUGAACAUUUCACAAAAGUGAUUAAACAUCACAGAAUUCACACUGAUGAGAAAGCUUGCAAAUGUAAAGUAUAUGGGAAUGCCUUUAGUGAAUCUUCCCUUCUAAAUAGUCAUGAGAGUAUCCCUUCUGGAAAGCAACCAAUCCAAUGUGAAUUAUGCAGUAAAUCACUCAAUAAUUCCUCAAUUCUUACUGGUAUUGACAGAAUCCAUACAGUAGAGAAGCCUUACAAAUGUAAAAGAUGUUACAAAGCCUUUAACUGGCACUCAAGUGUUAUUAAACAUCAGAGGAUUCAUUCUGGACAGAAACCUUACAGAUGUAAAGAAUGCAGCAAGUCCUUUACUUAUUCCUCAAGUCUCACUGUGCACCAAAAAGUUCAUACCGGAGAGAAACCUUACAAGUGUAAAGAAUGUGGCAAAGCCUAUAAGCAGGGUUCGCACCUUAAUCAACAUAAGAGAAUUCAUUCUGGACAGAAACUUUUCAAAUGUGAAGAAUGCAGCAAGUCUUUUUAUUAUUCCUCAAGUCUUAAUGUGCACCAAAAAGUUCAUACAGGAGAGAAACCUUACAAGUGUAAGGAAUGUGGCAAAUCCUUUAGUUAUUCUGCAAGUUACAAUGUGCAUGAGAGAAUCCAUACUGGAGAGCAUCCCUACAAGUGUAAAGAAUGUGGCAGAUUCUUUAAGUGGAGGUCACAGUUUACUAGACAUCAGAGAAUUCAUUCUGUGCGUGUACCUUACAAGUGUAAAUAA
Manis pentadactyla (Chinese pangolin) is the source of this 855-nucleotide messenger RNA. Its product is annotated as zinc finger protein 239-like. Bases 1 to 855 code for a protein of 284 amino acids. The record is from RefSeq and is a predicted model, not a curated record. Gene Ontology annotation, biological process: regulation of immune system process; regulation of cytokine production; negative regulation of transcription by RNA polymerase II. The transcript has a single exon. NCBI's taxonomy places the organism in Eukaryota, Metazoa, Chordata, Mammalia, Pholidota, Manidae.